AAGCAUCGUGAACCCCUGAAGGAGUGACAAGGCAAAAGUGAGUCGCACGUGUCCGUGUUCAGCCGGAUGCGAGUGCCGGCCACGGAACGAUUGCAUGGCCGACGGAAUGCCUUCAUGCAGGACGGAGCAGGGAAAAUAAGGAUGCCUUGCGAGGAACAGUGUGACCGACACAGAGAAGUCCAUCCGGAAAGGCCGAAUUCCUGGAUCGAGCAGCCCAUUCAGCAUCCGAUUCCGAGAGCGCCGCAGGGGGCGCCCAGCGCGGUGAAUGGGGGGACAUGCAGAUCGGGCGAUGAACGCCUCGAUUUGCUCUUACAAAGGCUUGACGCCUUAGAGAAAAGGAGCGGGCCUGGGCACCAGGCCGAACCUAUGUUCAGACUCCGUUCUCCUUUCUCGGAGAGGAUUCUGAGGGCACCUUUGCCGAAUAGCUUCCAAAUGUCACCAAUACUGAGGUACGAUAGAACUGCCGACCCACAGGAGCAUUUCAACCGAUACCAAACCCUCAUGAACGUGCACGUGGUGACGUUCUCCGAAGAGGUCCUUUGCAGAUCGUUCCCCGCAACCCUCGACGGGCUGGCGUCUGAGUGGUUCAAUGAACUGCCCGAGGGGAAGAUCGAUUCCUGGGAAGAUUUGGCGCGGAGGUUCCUAGUGCACUUCGCCGGAAACAGGAAGAAGAAGCUGUAUUUCUCGCACCUCUUGUCUGUCAGACAGAGGCCGGACGAGCCACUGAGGGAGUUCCUGGCAAGGUGGAAGUUGGAGACCACCAGAGUUUAUGGAACAGAUGAAAAAACUAGAUUAUCCACCUUUCAUCUGGUCCUGCAAUCAGGGGACUUCUCCAAACGCCUGGCUUUGGAGAAGCUGAGGGAGUAUGCCAUCGCGCUAGCCAUGGCAGAGGACGAAGCCGAAGCAGAGGAGUUGGAAGCAAACAAGAAGAAAGAGGAGGAAGGAAGACUAGGGACCAUGGUGGCGACGACGAGGCCCCCAGCGAGGAAGGUCACCAUUGACAAGCGGUCACAUUUGCCGGCCGGACAUCGUUUCUGGAAGGGCAGAGAUCCGCGUGACCGACGUUCUUUCGGAAAAGAUGUAUACGAAGAAGGGGUGGACGACAGGAAGCCCUAUCCCCCCAAAGGUCCUAAGCUGAUAUUUCCAUAUGAGCUCACACCCCUAACACACCCCGUCAGUGCCAUCCUGGAUUUCGCCGAGCAUCAAGGCUUGGUGGAAUAUGACCCGAGAUUUCCUCCGAUUUGCACUGUGGGUGAGGGUCCUUAUUACAGGUUUCACAUAGCAGCCGGCCAUGACACGGACGCAUGCAAGGUCCUCAAGAGGGAGAUUAAAAACUUGAUCCAGGCCGGAUAUUUGAGGCAGUUCGUCAAAAAGAAGAACACAUGGCGCAAAGACGAUGGAAAGAAAAAUGUGGACAACCAAGGGAAGAAACCGGCGGGAACCCAGCAGAAGAAGAGGAAGGAGAUAGGCCUUCCAAGUGAUGAAGAAGACGAAGCUAACCCUAGGCAGAAGAUGGUUGAGGAAAACCGAAUGAUCUAUGGUGGUAACACCGGAGGGGAUAGUGCCGAGCAGAGGAAGAGGUGGGUGCACUCAGCCUACGUCGGGGACGUUUGCGGCGCACCUGGGCCAUCGAAGGUCACGAAGACGGAGCCCCUCCUAUUCGGUCCCAAGGACCUACCUGAGAUCCCAUCCCCGCACAGAGACGCCUUGGUCGUCAAGUGCGAGAUCAACGAGACGAAGAAGAUGGAUGCCCAGGAUCUGAGGAUAGACAGCAUUGCCACGGCACUUUUGAAGGAGGAAGAAGGGCGUCCUCGGGCCGAGCCGGCCGAGGAGACAGAUGAUGUGGUGAUCAUGGAGGAUCAACAGGAGAAGAAGAUCAAGCUCGCGGAUGCGGAACCCAUAGAGCAGAGAAGGCGGCACCUGAGCAAAGACCGGAGGGAUUUCGUGAAGAAGGAGGUGGACAUGCUUCAAGCAGCAGGGCAUGUCAAGGAGAUCAAGUACCCCACCUGGCUGGCCAACGUCGUGCAGGUGCCGAAGGGGCAGAUAUUUAGAAUGUGUGUGGAUUACACUGACCAGACGGCCGGGUGUGAGGUAAUGUCUUUCAUGGAUGCAUUCAGAGGAUAUCGCCAAGUGUUCAUGCACGAGGAGGAUGCCGAGAAGACGGCAUUCCUCACCCCGGAGGGGGUGUAUUGCUAUUUGGUGAUGGCCUUCGGGCUGAAGAACAGCGGGGCCACAUACACGAGGAUGGUCAGUCCAGUGUUCCACUCGGUCUUGGGGAAGACGAUGGCCGCGUACGUGGACGACAUGAUUGUCAAGAGCAAGCAGUCUUCCGACCAUGCGGAGGACCUUUCCCAGGGCGAGUGCUGGACCUUGUUCACUGAUGGAUCAUUAGCCGCGAAGGCUUGCGGUGGGGGCGUAGUAAUCCAAUCACCUGAGGGAUUCCGCUCAUACCACACAGUAAAAUUCCAGUUCAAGGUGUCCAACAACGAAGCAGAAUAUGAGGCGUUGCUAAGCGGCCUGAGGAUCAUCCUCAACCUGAAGGCCAAGUACGUCAGGAUCAGGUGCGAUUCGGGCCUGGUCGUCAGUCAGAUCAAGGGUGAGUUUGACACCAAAGAAGAGCGGAUGCGCCUGUACAAGGAGGCAGCCCUAGAAUUGCUCAAAAUCCUCAAAGGAUACGAGUUGGUCCAAAUCCUUAGGGCGGAAAACACUGAGGCCGACGCCCUCUCCAAAUUGAGCAAUGAUAGCCCUGAGCACAUCUCCAAUAUGGCCCAUGUUGAAGACCUGGGAUCCCCAAGCAUUCACAUACAACUCAUAUCUGUUAUCACCGGGGAGACUGAUGGCUGGAUUGCGGAGUUGAUCCGGUACAAGAAGGAUGGGAUCCUUCCCAGCGGCGAGACGGCGGCCCGUUUGAUCAAACGCAGGGCGCCGACGUAUGUCAUUGAGAAUGGCCGAUUGUAUAAGAGAUCAUGUAAUGGAACACUGUUGAGGUGUGUUGAUGAAGCCAAGGCAGAGCAGAUCAUGGAAGAAGUCCAUGAGGGAGUAUGCGAGGCACACCAAGGUCCUUUCUCCAUGGCAAGACGCAUAGUCCUACAGGGAUACUUCUGGCCAACCAUGGUGAAGGACUGUGCCAGACGCGCUAAGCGCUGCAAGGUGUGCCAGAUUUUUCAGAACAUCCCCGGAAGACCAGGAACAAACUACCACCCCAUCAUUUCAUCAAUUCCCUUCGCUCAUUGGGGGAUAGAUCUGAUAGGUCUGAUGCCGAGGGUGCAUGGCAACUUCCGGUGGAUCAUUGUGGCCAUCGAUUACUUCACAAAGUGGAUCGAGGCCGAGCCCCUGGUGGGAGGAACCGCAGAGCAGGGCUCAAAAUUUGUGAGCAAUAACAUACUCAGCCGAUAUGGUGUCCCGAAGCAAAUCACUACAGACAACGGCACACAGUUCGAGGCUAGAGAUUUCAACGAGCUUCUACAAGGAUGGAAGAUAAAACACACCUACAGUUCUGUGGCCUACCCGCAAGGGAACGGCCAAGUAGAGAACGCUAAUCGGACAAUCAUGGAUGGGAUCAAGAAGAGACUUGAAUCCUACAAGGGAGCAUGGGUGGACCAACUCCCCGACGUGCUGUGGGCAUACCGCACCACUCCGAGGAGGGCAACAGGAGAAACACCGUUCUCCAUGUGCUAUGGCCUGGAGGCAAGGGCGCCCUCGGAAGUGUUUGUUCCGACCUGGAGGGAAGAAAAAUACGAAGCGCGAGAAAACGAAGAAACCAUGACGGCCGACCUUCAUCUCGUCGAAGAACACUGGGAACGAGCCUUCCUCCGAGCAGAAAACUACCGAAGACAAGUCAAGGAGUACUAUGACCGCAAGGUCAGAGCAAGGGAAUUCCGAGUUGGGGACUUAGUGCUCAGGAAAAGAGAGGCCAGCUAGCCAUAAGAGGGAAGAAAGUUCGCCAAGAGCUACGAAGGACCGUACAAGGUCGUAGCCGUGCUCAGGCCAGGCACCUACAAACUU
Cuscuta campestris is the source of this 4005-nucleotide messenger RNA. Lineage: Eukaryota; Viridiplantae; Streptophyta; Magnoliopsida; Solanales; Convolvulaceae. The record is from the annotation of a GenBank genome assembly.